UUGUUCACACAACUACACAAUCAUUCUUGCCUAUCUUAAGCAUCGAAGCCAUUUGACAAGAAGAGUCACAUAUUUAAUUUCUAGAAUGUUUGUUAUGGAAUGUCUACGGGGGGAUUAUUUUAGUGUUUGAAGCUUAUUUCAAUGUCAAUUCAAGUCUGGGAUAGUAAAUCUACAAUGAGAAUUUAUAACAAGGCCUAAUCAUUACGACUACAAUUCUGUUGUCUUACUCACCCCAGCACGGCUGGUCAUUCUCAUCCAGCAUGAAGAUCCUUCUACAAAUCCUACUGCACUGCAGUAUCUAGCAUAAACGAAGUAUCUAUAGCAGGAUCAUGCCUCGGAAAUGCAUCAUGUGUGGGGCGCCUCAGAGUUUCCACUUACCUGUAUUUCCAUUUCCAAAAUCCCACCAUGAGAGAGCAGCAUGGAUUGCUGUCGUCCAGCAAGUGAUACCAGACUUCACAGAUCCUCAGAAUUUUGAUCUGGUGACUGGCCCAAGGAAUGGAAUUUGCGAAAAACACUUUGCGCCAGAUGACAUUAGGAAGGGGAAAACUUCAAGUUUGAAGAAAACAGCUGUGCCUGUCCACCUAAGCAAGACUGAAAGGUUCUCAGUUGGUGAGGGUUUGAUGCUGAGUAAGGAAGUCAGGACAGAUAUCACUGUAGGCGAGGAUUUAAUGUUAAGUAAGGAGACAAAAAGUAGCAUAUGUAGUGAGAGGGAAAUUAAAAAUUCUGAUGAUACAGAUUGUGUAGUAGCACAAUUAGGUGCUUAUUUAACCAAUUCUUCUUGCCUGGAAAGUAAAGAAAGAGUUUCUGAACAUUAUUUAAAUGAUGAUGACAAGUCAAGUGAAGUUUGUUUUGUUUGUGGUAAAGAGGGAAAGAAUCAUAAUUUGUUCUACAAUUUGGAAAAUCAAGACACUAGUUUUGCUACUAGCAUAAGUCUUUUGACAAGGAUUGUGGGCAAACCAAAACGGGAAAUUUUUAUUGUUAGUUUUAAAAUCUGUUCUGUUUGUAUUAACCUCAUCCAUGAAGUUUCCAGCAUAGAAGAAAAUUUAAAAAUGAAGAAACAAACAAUCAAAGAUAUGUUUGAAACAACCCUGCUUGCCUAUAAAGAAAAAAUAAGGUCUGCAACAGAUAGAUCAAGUCCCUCAGUUAUACAGUCUCAUGAUGUCAAUUACCAAGCAUCACCACAUAGCAGUGAAAAGGUGUCUCUUUGUUACAAGCCCCCAAACCAGUCAAGAUUAAGCUCUAGAAGACAAAUUGCCUCUAAAGAAUAUUAUUGUUCUUCUUGUAAAGAAUCAUACCAAAGUCUUGCACUGUGGGUUCAGCACUGUUCAAAACACACAGAUAAUGAUGAAACUAAGAUUGCUGACAAUAUAAAAGGCUCCCACAGAAUAAAAAGAAAGAAAAUUGGUGUUCAUAAAUGUGAUGAAUGUGACAAAACCUUUAGCAACAGAUUGUCUCUGCGUGAACAUGCUCCAGCUCAUCAACAAGGUACGGAGUGUAAUAUUUGUGGCCGUUACCUGAGCACAAAGGCUAGACUAAAAGCCCAUUUGUUUAAAAUGCAUGAUAUUGGGGAAGAGAAAAAUAAAGAAAUUGAGUGUAAUGAUUGUAAGAAAUCUUUUUCAACAAAAGCAGGAUUACGAUAUCAUCGUAAUGUAAUCCAUCAUGUAGGCACAAAGUAUGUUUGUGAACAAUGUGAUAAAGUAUUUUAUUAUCAUGUACCAUACAAAAGUCAUAUGCUUUAUGCGCAUGGUGAAAAGAAGGUUAUUUGCGAAACUUGUGGGGAAAAAUUUUAUACUGUCGCUAAGUUGAAUAUUCAUAUUAAUGCUGUACACAGAAGUGCAAAGUCAUGGGCUUGUAGAGAAUGUAAGUCUAAAUUUACUACUGAUACUGCAUAUCGACAUCACAUGAAUGUGAAACACCUAAAGAUUCAGCAUACCUGUGAUUACUGUGGUUCAAAUUACCGUAAAAAAUCAUCCUUAGUUACUCAUCUUUUAAAGCAUUCCAUUUUCAUCUGCCAGUUAUGUAGAGAAAGAUUUUCUCGGACAGAUGACUUGAAAAAACAUAUGUCUGAAGUUCAUGGUAAAGAAAUUAUAUUAAAAGGAAAAAGAAAACACAACAACCAAACUACACAAAAGAGACGUGAGGAGACAAUAAUAAAUCAAAAACCAGAACAGGAAGAAACAGUCCAACAGAAUGAACAUGUGACAUCUAUUGUUAUCAAUGAUCUUUUGAUUGCAGCUGAUUCGUACAAUAAUGGUGGUCUUCAGUCUUUCACGUUAUCAGAAUGUGAAAAAUUGCCAGAAAAACAAGAUUACUCCACUGGUGAGGAACUUAAGGUUGAGCCUAUGGGUAUUAUAGAUACAACCUCAGAUCUUCAGUCAGUUGAUGCGGUGCAGUUUGAUACAGUAGAGUCUUUACAAAUAAAAGCAUCCCCAGACCAAAUUGAAAUGGCCCCUGGGGUGUCGCUCAUCAAUGUGCAAAUUCUUGGGGAUAUGGAAAUUUCCCAGAGUGACACUCUCGAUUUGAAAACCAGCAUGCUUGCAGAUGCUGCUGAGCACAUGUCUCAUGACAGUCAGUUAGAUAAUGAAGAUAAUAUUACCAGCCGGUUGGGUGUAGAGACCCAUCACCUUACAGCAAGUGAGCUUUCUGUAGGUAAUGAUCUAGGUUCAUCAGAUCACACGCUGGAUCCCUCAGAUCAUUUGGAGACACCAUGCCAUUUAGAAGUUACAGGCACCUUGGAUGCUGCUGCUCACCUUGAAGUCACACAUCAGUUAGAUACUUCUCAUCAACUUCAGGUUGAAAGCAGAGGGCAUUUGGAGGUUCCUAGACACCUUGAACCCGACAGCCAUAUGAAUGCAACAGAUACCCUUGAAGGUGUUAAUACUCUUGACUCAGGAGACAGAGAGUCAGAUCCUCGUUGUCUUGAAACUUCCAACACCCUAAAGACAUCCGAACACCUUGAACCAAAGGGUCAUCUUGAUAUUUCAUCCCAUAUUGGUGAUGAAACACUUGACCCCAGCCGCCUUGAAGCAACAGACCAGUGUUCAUUACCAUCAAUGAUAAGUCAGAUAGACAAUCAGGUGACUGAAGAAAUAGCCUCUCACAUGAGUCCUCACAUACAUGAUAUUGAAAGUGAUGUUGAUAAUGAAAUUACUUCACAUAUGAGGACAGACAUUCAUGAUAUUGCUUCAGAAGUCAGUUCACAGAUGGUUGACCCAGUUAGUGAAGAUAUGGCAACACAUAUGCAAGCUCAAAUUGAUCAGAUAUCUGCUAAUGUGGAUGAAGUUGCUGAUGAUAUGGUUACACAAAUUGAUCCUGGCAUUUCAGCAAUAGGUGAUGAAGUAAGUAACCAAAUUGUGGACCAUGUAGAAACACGCAUUAGCCCCAACAUUGAUCCAAAUAUAGUUCAAGAAGACAGAGACAUGGUAGACCAGAGUUUAGAUAAGCAGUUGGAAAAAAUGGACAGUGUGGAAUUAGAGCCCUUUUCUGUUACCUUAGAUCAAAAAAAUGUUCAGUAUCAAUAUGUAAUGUAUAUUUCUGCUUCAACUGAAGAUAGUAAUCAAGGAGACUAAGAGCCGAUGUACUUAGACCAAAUUAUUUUUGCUGUCUUCAACAGUACCUUUAGGCACCUCAUUCCUCACACUCAUAAUAGCAGAAAUUUGAAAAUGAAUUUAGGGAAGGUAAUUCAGAAAAUGUGGAUAAACAGCAAAUAGACACUUGCUCAUACUCUUACUCUGGUAGGUUUAUUCCUUAUUGUAACCCAUUGCCACUUUCACCAGUCCCCUUAGAUCUGUUGAUAGUUUCAGUAACUGAAGUUAUCAUAGAUCACUGAAGGAAGUAAAUACUUAAAAUGCAAGUUUCUAUGUACAGUUUUUUAAAUAUUAUGCCAAACUAGACCUGGGUUAUUUUUAUAUCAUCCCCUUUCCUAAUUUUACAUAUAUUUGUGCAUGAACUGUUGACAUUAGGAACAUGUUGGUUCUGAAAUUAUUUCUUUGGUGACCAUAUACUGCUUAUUACAAUGAAAUUUAUAAUGUUUAAGUACAAAAAACAAGUAAUUACUGAUAUUGUUGAACCAUCUUAAAAUUUAUCAUGUUAUGGGAGCUUAAGAGCACUAGACCACCUUAACAAGAUACAUUUUUAAAAAUUAUACGCAAAUAUUUAAUGUUCCCCAUGCCAAUAAUUCAAUAGUUAUUAUGAUUUCUUUGUUGUAAAAAGAAAUGUUUCACACUAUAGAAUGGAUUUGAGAUACCAAGUGCAAUGGCAGACCACCUUAGGCCUUUAGUGAUAAGGAUAAUGCAGUAGUACUAUUAGGAAGACAGAAAACACUUCCCAGUACACUAGGUUAUUUUUUUGCAUGAAUGACUAGACUUCCAACAUAAGUGAGUUAGAGUGUAUGUAAUAUAUGUUGGAUCAGUACACUAUUUUGAAGAUUAGGAUCAACCAUUGUACAUCAUAAUGAACCAGAGGAUGCUUUCCAAAAAGAGAAGGAUGUAUGUACAGGUGUCAAGAGAAUUCCAAUAUUAGUAUGUAUAUGGAAAAUGAAGAAGUACUUCAGUAAUUUCCUUAAUUAAUUGUGUAGGAAUGCAUUUGAGACUAGAGUAAAAUACGUCCUUAAUCCAUGAAAUUUAAUGCCAUGUUCAUGCAAUUACUGCCAAGUUAAGGUUUUUGUAGGUGAUGAGCAUAGAGAAAGAAUAGGAGGAUAUGUAGAACAACGUUACAAUCAUGUUUUCAAAUUUAUCCAAAGCUAUGGGGAAGAGUGCUGGUGAGUUUGUAUAAUGAAACAGGUUAAAGUUUAGUCAUAUUAUGUGUAUUUCUCUAAGUUGGGUAUUUGAGUACAAAAGACUAUCAACAUAUGUAGAGCAUGAUCAUUAACAGAGCAUGAAGCAAGAAUGGAGUAUGUACAUUAUAUGUAUUAAAAAAUCUGCAAGAUGCAGUACAGUAUUAUUGUGCAAGUACUAUAUACCUACAUGCAUGUAAAAGCAGACACAGCUGUUGUGCAUGCCUGUAGUGGUGAAUAUGAGCUCACCAAUACCUGGGCAAUAGUCAACCUCAUGUAUUUGAGGAAGAUCUGUUGAGUUCCCAGUUUCUAUGGUAAAAUACCUGACUACCAAAAAGUCCUCGUACAGUAAUAUUGGAUGUAUUACAAACAGUUUCAGUGAACUGUUUAAUCUAUUGUAUUGCUUUGCUCUGUCCUAAUUCAGUUUAAUUUCAUUUUACAUUAUUUACAUCAUACUGUAUGUAAAUAA
Messenger RNA from Macrobrachium nipponense, 5243 nucleotides. RefSeq lists its product as uncharacterized. The transcript is spliced from 4 exons. The record is from RefSeq and is a predicted model, not a curated record. Gene Ontology annotation, biological process: regulation of transcription by RNA polymerase II. Gene Ontology annotation, molecular function: DNA-binding transcription factor activity, RNA polymerase II-specific; RNA polymerase II cis-regulatory region sequence-specific DNA binding. Lineage: Eukaryota; Metazoa; Arthropoda; Malacostraca; Decapoda; Palaemonidae. The coding region runs from base 330 to 3569 and encodes 1079 amino acids.